AUGACUUCCAAAGACGAGGGCAAAGCAGCCUCGGCGGAGGAGCGCCGGAGAAGCCCUCUGGACCACUUGCCCCCUCCGGCCAACUCCAACAAGCCCCUGACGCCCUUCAGCAUCGAGGACAUCCUCAACAAGCCGUCGGUGAGGAGAAGCUACACCAUCUGCGGGACUGCCCACCUGCUCUCCGCCGCGGAGAAGCACCCCCCGGCUGCCCUGCCCCUUUCCAGCCGGGCGCUGCUCUCGCAAACCUCGCCUCUCUGCGCCCUCGAGGAGCUGGCCAGCAAGACCUUCAAGGGACUGGAAGUCAGCGUUCUGCAAGCGGCAGAAGGAAGGGAUGGGAUGACUAUAUUUGGCCAGAGGCAGACCCCCAAGAAAAGGAGGAAGUCUAGAACAGCCUUUACAAACCACCAAAUCUACGAGCUGGAGAAGCGCUUUUUGUACCAGAAAUACUUGUCCCCCGCUGACCGGGACCAGAUAGCCCAGCAGUUGGGUUUGACCAAUGCCCAAGUGAUAACGUGGUUUCAGAAUCGCAGGGCCAAACUCAAGCGGGACCUGGAAGAGAUGAAAGCAGACGUGGAGUCUGCCAAGAAACUGGGACCCAACGGCCAGAUGGAUCUUGUAGCCAUUGCCGAGCUGGAGACGACCCCUGAAGGGAGAGCGAAGUCCCGCUCCCUUUCUCCCACCCAUCCCAAACAUGGACUGGAAGGCAGCGGCCCCCUCCAGCUCUCUCCGGCCUCUCCUCUCACGGACCAGCCGGGCAGCAGCAAGGACUGUUCGGAGGAUGAAGACGUGGAAAUUGACGUUGAUGACUGA
Candoia aspera is the source of this 810-nucleotide messenger RNA. RefSeq names its product ladybird homeobox 1 (gene LBX1). The coding region runs from base 1 to 810 and encodes 269 amino acids. The record is from RefSeq and is a predicted model, not a curated record. NCBI's taxonomy places the organism in Eukaryota, Metazoa, Chordata, Lepidosauria, Squamata, Candoiidae. Gene Ontology annotation, molecular function: sequence-specific double-stranded DNA binding; DNA-binding transcription factor activity, RNA polymerase II-specific. The transcript has 2 exons. Gene Ontology annotation, cellular component: nucleus. Gene Ontology annotation, biological process: regulation of transcription by RNA polymerase II.